AUGUCUGGAUCUAAGAAGGGUCCUUCCAAAAUUUCUAGACAUUUGAAGAAGGUGGAGGAGAGUCCUACGAAACCUGUUCAGGAGAAGCAGAAAACAAAGUCUCCAAAGAAGAAACCAACAGACGAAUUCAUUAUUUUGAAGCCUAAGGCAACCACUGGGGCAACGAAGACUGAUGAACUUUCAAAGUCACAAAGCUCUUCUGAUAGAUCUCCAAGUUUAUCUCCAUCCAUGGUUCGAAAACCACAUGUUACGAGGAAAAGUGUGGUGAUUCGAGAAAUUCUAGUUCCGCUUUCACCUUCGUUAAAGAAGCGUAAAUUCGAAGAUAUAGCUAAACAUAUUUCGAAGAAACAAAAGAAGAAACUUCGUAAAUUGGUGAUAAAUGACGACUCUAUCGAAGACGAAGUUCUUCAGGAUCCACCAGUGACAACAUCUCAAUUUGGCACUUCAAAUGUCAAAAUGAUUGUUGUAUCUUCCUCAGUUUCUCAACCAGAACCAAUUACUAUUUCUCUUCCAUUGGAAACAUCUUGGUCUCAAGAACCUUUGGAGAUAUUCAAUUUAAUCCUAUAG
Lactuca saligna is the source of this 567-nucleotide messenger RNA. The record is from the annotation of a GenBank genome assembly. NCBI's taxonomy places the organism in Eukaryota, Viridiplantae, Streptophyta, Magnoliopsida, Asterales, Asteraceae.